AUGCCGCCUUUCCAGGGUGGCAUUCUGGUUCACAGCUGCGCUCUGCCACGAACGCAUACGAAAUCUUUUGAUACGGCACACGUAAUAAUGGUGGAUGCUGGGCUGGGGCAUUGGCCGUGGCGUACCAGUAGUGACUUUCAGUUGCGUGCGGGCAUAAAGAAUUACAACCCUCCAACUAAUUCAAGUUCAUUUCACCAGUCAAGUUACUGGUAG
This is a messenger RNA of Akanthomyces muscarius, 213 nucleotides long. RefSeq lists its product as uncharacterized. The transcript has 5 exons. NCBI's taxonomy places the organism in Eukaryota, Fungi, Ascomycota, Sordariomycetes, Hypocreales, Cordycipitaceae. Bases 1 to 213 code for a protein of 70 amino acids. The record is from RefSeq and is a predicted model, not a curated record.